AUGCCUCCCAUCGUGCACUGCGUUCGCCACGCCCAGGGCGUCCACAACAUCUCGGUCGCCAACCACGUCAUCCACGACCCCCUCCUGACGGACCUGGGCAACGAGCAAUGCCGCCAGCUGCGCGAUCGCUUCCCCUUCCACGACCGCAUCGACCUGGUGACGGCGUCUCCCCUUCGCCGCACCAUCUACACCGCCCUGCAGAGCUUCGAGCCCGUCUUCCAGCGCCGCCCGGAUCUGAAGCUGGUCCUGCUGCCGGACGCCCAGGAGACGAGCGACGUGCCCUGUGACACGGGCAGCGACCCGGCCGACCUGCGCCGCGAGAUCGACGCCAAGCAGCUGCCCGUCGACGCCGAGUACGUGCACGACGGCUGGAAUAACAAGGAGGGCCGGUACGCGCCGACCACGCACGCAAUCAAGGAGCGCGCCCGCGCAUGCCGGCGCUGGCUGAAGGCGCGCCCGGAGAAGGAGAUUGUCCUCGUCACGCACGGCGGAUUCCUGCACUACUUCACCGAGGACUGGGAGGAUAGCAGUAAAUUCCAGGGCACCGGCUGGACCAACACCGAAUACCGCACAUACACCUUCUCCGCGGAGGAGCACACGGACGACCUGGAGGGCUACCCGCUGGACGGCGACAACGCCACCCUCGUCGAGACGCUGGAGUCGCGCCAGCGCCGCAACAAGGCCGGCCCCAUGCCCGACCGCGACCAGCAGCGCGUGCUGUACAGGCUCGGCACGCAGGGCUGGGAUGACCAGGGGCUGCAGCUGAGCACGGCGGAGCGCGAGGCGGCCAAGGUGUCGGAGGUCGGCGGCCCGAAGAUGUGA
Messenger RNA from Aspergillus terreus NIH2624, 822 nucleotides. RefSeq lists its product as uncharacterized. Gene Ontology annotation, molecular function: phosphatase activity. The transcript has 3 exons. The record is from RefSeq and is a predicted model, not a curated record. Bases 1 to 822 code for a protein of 273 amino acids. Lineage: Eukaryota; Fungi; Ascomycota; Eurotiomycetes; Eurotiales; Aspergillaceae. Gene Ontology annotation, cellular component: cytoplasm.